Molecule: messenger RNA, 1104 nt
Organism: Varanus komodoensis (Komodo dragon)
Lineage: Eukaryota; Metazoa; Chordata; Lepidosauria; Squamata; Varanidae
Gene: DMBX1
Product: diencephalon/mesencephalon homeobox 1
Exons: 4
Coding region: 1-1104 (367 amino acids)
Biological process (GO): regulation of transcription by RNA polymerase II
Molecular function (GO): DNA-binding transcription factor activity, RNA polymerase II-specific; RNA polymerase II transcription regulatory region sequence-specific DNA binding
Source: RefSeq, a predicted model, not a curated record
AUGCAGCAUUAUGGAGUGAAUGGUUAUUCUCUUCAUGCGAUGAAUUCUCUGAGCGCCAUGUAUAACCUUCACCAACAGGCGGCACAGCAAGCUCAACAUGCCCCAGACUACAGGCCAUCUGUGCAUGCCCUCACCUUGGCGGAGAGACUGGCCGGCUGUACGUUUCAAGACAUCAUUUUGGAGGCCCGUUAUGGCUCCCAGCACCGCAAACAGAGGAGAAGUCGCACAGCUUUCACAGCCCAGCAGUUGGAAGCCCUGGAGAAAACUUUCCAGAAGACUCACUAUCCAGAUGUGGUGAUGAGGGAGCGCUUGGCAAUGUGUACCAAUCUGCCAGAAGCCAGAGUUCAGGUUUGGUUUAAAAACAGAAGAGCCAAGUUCCGGAAGAAGCAGCGCAGCCUCCAGAAGGAGCAACUACAGAAACAGAAAGACUCUGAAGCCAACCAUGGUGAAAGCAAAGCAGACACUCCGCUCUUAGAAGCACAGAAUCCAGCUCCAGAGGCAGACAAAUCACUGAGCCUGCCAAGUGAGGUAAACACAGAGCUCACCCUGACCCUGUCUGAGCAGUCCGCGAGUGAGUCUGCCACGGAGGACCAGACAGACCGAGAGGAGGAAUUCAAGAUCUCACUAGAGGAGAACAAAUCAGAUAAGAGUCCUGAAGCUGACAACAAACUUCUGAACAGCAAAAGGGCAAGCCCAAAAGCAGAUUCCCCCAUCGGUGCCACAGCCACGCCGUCCUCCAGUAGCGGUCUUUCUCAGACCCACUCCUACUCAUCCUCACCCCUCAGCCUUUUCCGCCUACAAGAGCAAUUCCGCCAGCACAUGGCUGCCACAAACAACUUGGUCCAUUACUCCUCCUUUGAAAUGGGGACCCCUUCUGCCAUGCCUUACUUGGGCAUGAAUGUCAACAUGGCCCCCCUCAGCUCGUUGCACUGCCAGUCGUAUUACCAGUCCCUCUCCCACGCCCAGCAAGUGUGGUCCUCGCCGAUCCUGCAGGCAUCCUCUUCUCUUCCAAGCCUGAACAGUAAAACAACCAGUAUUGAGAACCUACGGCUGCGAGCAAAGCAACAUGCUGCUUCUCUGGGGCUGGAUACUUUACCAAAUUGA